CUUUGUAGGAUAAACACAAUAUCGAUUCUUAUGGAUUUCGUCGGACUCCAAGACCUUGAUCUCUUUCAUUUGUUCUUCCACCGAAGAGCCUUUUCUUUUUUAAUGUAAGUUAACACUACCAUUGAAGGUGGAAUAUAUACCAUUAAAGCACCAAAAAGGAUAAACAUUUUGGGUCUGACACCAAUGUUUACUAGAACUAGAAAACAUUACUCUUUGGCAGAUUAGUAAAUUACCCCUUGGCUAUAUAUUUGUUCGAAAACAAAAUAAACCUGUCGCCCUUUCUCCUUGCGGUCCUCGGCAAGCAGUGUCAUUUUAACAUCUUCUUCCUAACAACACUUGCACCAAUUGCUUUCCCAUCAGAAACCCCAUGCCAAUUUCCCUCACUCUGCUAAAGCAACGGGCUAAAUCCUAGGCGAUAUCUGUCUCUUGCAAAGUCGAUUUGUUGUCAUGGAGGAGCAUCGAGUACGAAGAGGCAAAUAUUUAGUCAUUUUUGAGGAUACAGUUGAGUGCUAAGUGUUUGUCAGUAUUCAUAGGCAUCAGCCUUUUCAAAUUCUACGCUGAAGAUGUCUCUGUCUUUGAGUUCAACUGCAUUAUCUAAUGAAGAUAAAGAGUCCCAUCAGGAGAAUGUGCUCUUGGUACGCAACAACUUAUCCAACAAUGGAAGUCCUCUAGAACAAGAGGCUGAUGAACAAAAGAAUGAAAACCAUGAUGGUGGUUGUAACAGGGAUGGCAAUGAGAUUGAGUAUGACGAAGAUGAGGAAGAGGAUGUGGACUUUAAUCCUUUGUUAAAAGAAGCUGUUUCUCCUGAUGCUUCUUCAAGCCUGAGCUCAGAAAUCGAGGGUUUGGAUGCUGAUAUUGUUGACAGUGUGGAGAACAUUGCUGAAUCAUUGAAAGCUUAUUGCAAAGAAAGAAUGCCAGGUUUGCUACAGGACUGUCUCAUUGGAGACAAAGAACUUGGUGAGGAAACUGUGAUGCAAAAUAGAGCUUCUUCUGGAGCUUGUCCAGAAGACGUGAAGAAAAUCUCUUCUUCUGAACUCAAGAAGAGAGAAUCUGUUUUGGAUACUGAACCUGAAAGUGGAAUUUCAAAUAACAAGAGGACUGUAUUUAGUGGAGGGGGAGAGGGCAUUGAAGAUCUUUCAGUUGGAGAGUGUAACAAUGUUGCAAAUUCAAGGAGAUCCAUCAUAGAUAUGGAUAAUGAAGAUGCUAUAUGUAAGCGCACUAGAGCGCGGUACUCACUUGCUAGCCGUACACUUGAUGAACUCGAGACAUUUCUUCAAGAAACAGAUGAUGAGGAUGAUCUUCAGAAUGCUGACGAUGAAGAGUACAGGAAGUUUCUUGCAGCUGUUUUACUGGGUGGAGAUGGAAAUUCUGGAAAUGUACAAGAGAAUGAAAAUGCUGAUGAUGAAGAUGAAGACAACGAUGCAGAUUUUGAGCUUGAAAUUGAGGAGGCAUUGGAGAGUGACAUUGAUGAACACGUGAAGGAUGAUGCUGAAGAGGAGUACGAGGCUGUUAGUCGAAGACCUAAGACUAGGCAAAUUAGGCGCCAAAGAGCUUCUGUUGAGAACAAGAAGAAAGUUUUAGGACUGUCAAAUAGGCCACUACGCCCUUUGUUACCAUAUCUGCCCAUUUCUCCUUACUCUGGACAUGGUGCAAAAAGCAUGAUGUUGCCAAGAUGUUCUCUAGCUUCACCCAAUCUGUCGGCUACAAAUGAUGGCUGUAUGAAUGGAUUUACAGCCCAUCAGAUAGGACAAUUACAUUGUUUGAUACAUGAGCAUGUUCAACUUCUUAUUCAGGUUUUUGCCGUUUGUGUUCUUGAGCCGGCCAGACAGCACAUUGCUUCUGAUGUUCGGGAAUUGAUAUCACAAAUGCUUCAUAAACGUGAUGAAGUGUUAGCAAGUAGGAGUGUGCCAUAUCCCAGUUUUUGCUUCUUCUCCCCAUAUGUUCAUCCCUCAGUGUCUGAUGAACCUUUGAAGACUUCGCCUUCCCAAAUCACCAACAAAAUGUCUUCAGCACAUGUUUUGCAGGGAGACUGCUCAUCUGAACUUAACAUGGUGCAGCCUUUUGAUGGAAUUUCUCCUUCAAGAGGAAGACAUGAUGCUAUUAGUCAAGUGGGAUGCCCUGUAGGCUCCUGGGUACCUUAUAUAAGUGGUCCAAUACUAUCUGUUCUUGAUGUGGCUCCAAUCAAAUUAGUUAAGGACUUCAUGGAUGACGUUUCUCAUGCUAUGCAAGAUUAUCAACAUCGGCAACUAGGAGGUAUGGAUGAUAUCUGCUCCGAGAAGGAACCCUUGUUUCCUGUGCAAAGUAUUCAUUUUACUGCUGAACCUGAUGGUCAGGCUUCCUUGUAUUCAAACAUUGUGCCUCCUCCUUCAUCAAGUUUUCGAACAUCAAAGAAGACUAUGGCUGCUGUAUUAGUAGAAAAAGCUAAAAAACAGGCAGCUACUCCUGUUCCAAAGGAGAUUGCUAAGUUAGCCCAGCGCUUCUAUCCUUUGUUUAAUCCUGCUCUGUAUCCCCAUAAGCCACCCCCUGCAGCAGUAGCAAACCGGGUGCUUUUUACUGAUGCAGAGGAUGAAUUAUUAGCAUUGGGUUUGAUGGAGUAUAAUACAGACUGGAGGGCAAUUCAGCAGCGCUAUCUUCCUUGCAAAUCUAAGCAUCAGAUUUUUGUCAGGCAGAAGAAUCGCUCAUCAUCUAAAGCACCUGAAAAUCCAAUAAAGGCUGUUCGGAGGAUGAAAAACUCUCCCUUGACAGCAGAAGAGGUUGCACGUAUUGAAGAGGGUCUGAAGGUGUUCAAGCUUGACUGGAUGUCAGUGUGGAAGUUUAUUGUUCCUUAUAGAGAUCCUUCCUUGUUACCCCGGCAGUGGCGCACUGCUAUUGGAACUCAGAAAUCAUAUAAAUCUGAUGCUAGUAAGAAGGCAAAACGUCGGUUAUAUGAAGAGAGAAGAAAAUCAAAAGCUGCUGCUUUGGAAACUUGGCAUAUUUCUUCCGAAAAGGAGGAUAAUGUUGCUGACUAUGCUGUAGCAGAAAAUAGUGGUGCAGAUAAUUGUACAGAAAGAGAUGAGGAAGCUUAUGUUCAUGAGGCCUUUUUGGCAGAUUGGAGGCCUGCUGUAUCCAGCAUCCAAGUGAAUCAUUCUAUGUCAGACCUGGCAAAGAAAAUUCCUCCUGCUCAGCUAUUGGGAGAUGAGAGUUCUCUAGUUGCUGAAGAGAUGAAUAGCAGUCGUUCUAGAAAUGGGCAAUCGCACAUCUCUAACGAGUUCCCUGUUUCUCUGAGGGCCUCGGAAACCAAGUCCUUUUCGCAGCCAUACCGAGCCCGUAAAUUUAACAAUGGACAAUUGGUCAAAUUAGCUCCGGGCCUGCCUCCUGUUAAUCUUCCACCAUCUGUUCGAGUAAUAUCUCAGUCGGCUUUUAAAAGCUAUCACGGUGGAACGUAUCCAAGGGCUUUUGGUGGGGAUGCUUGUACGGGUGAUAAUGUGAGAGACAACACAGUCCCAAAAAUUGCAAGUGCUGCAAAGAAUUAUUUUGUGAAAGAUGGACCGUUUAGCAGUAGUGCUGGGAAGAACACUAUAAGUAAUCAGAAUCUAAAGGAAACCAGUCUGCCAAAGGAUAAUAAGAAUGUUACCGAAGGAAAGGAUGAGUCAGGUCUACAGAUGCAUCCUUUGCUCUUCCGGGCCCCUGAAGAUGGCCCUUUGCCAUAUUAUCAGUCUAACUCUAGUUUAAGUACAUCCAGUUCGUUCAAUUUCUUUUCGGGUUGUCAACCUCAACUGAAUCUUAGCCUGUUUCAUCAUCCACGCCAAUUAGCCCAUACUGUUAACUUUCUUGACAAGUCUUCUAAGCUCAGGGACAAAACUUCAAUUUCAUCUGGUUUUGACUUUCAUCCACUUCUGCAAAGAACUGAUGAUGCAAAUUGUGACUUGGAAGCUGCAUCCUCUGCUGCACGAACCUCAUGUAUCUCAGAGUCAUCAAGAGGAAGGUGCACUCAAGUUCAGAAUGCUGUCGAUAGUAGUUCAAAUGUUGCCUGUUCUAUACCCUCUAGCCCUGUGGGAAAAAGCAAUGAGGUUGACUUGGAGAUGCACUUGAGUUUCACGUCCAGAAAGCAGAAAGCCAUGGGAAGCAGAGGAGACACUGACCAUUAUAUGGGAAGAUCACCAACUAGUGCUUCAGAUUCUGGAGAUCAAAAUCAUCACAUCAAUAGAACUCCAAAUAGAACCACACAGCACCAUGAUUCAGGUGCUACUGCAAUGAUUUUAUCCAGCGACGAAGAAAAUGGAAAUGACGUUGAUUAUAUGCCAGACCAGUCUCUUGCAGAAAUUGUGAUGGAGCAGGAAGAGUUAAGCGACUCAGAGGAAGAAAUAGAAGAAGAUGUAGAGUUUGAGUGCGAAGAGAUGGAGGACUCAGAAGGAGAGGAGAUAUUUGAAUCUGAGGAGAUAAUUAAUGAUAAAAAUGAGGUUGUCGACUUCCAUCAGACUAUGGAAGUAAAUGGCAUUCGCUUUUGGUGUUAUACUGCCGGUCAUGUUUUUGGUGCUACCAUGUUUAUGGUUGAUAUUGCUGGUGUUCGAGUUCUCUAUACAGGAGACUACUCCGGUGAAGAAGACAGGCAUCUCCGUGCUGCUGAGACCCCAGAGUUUUCUCCAGAUAUUUGCAUUAUAGAAUCAACUUAUGGUGUUCAACUCCAUAUGCCACGUCAGAUAAGAGAGAAGCUUUUCACUGAUGUGAUACACUCAACACUCAUGCAAGGGGGUCGGGUGCUGAUUCCUGCUUUCGCCUUGGGAUGUGCACAAGAACUUCUCCUUAUCCUGGAGGAAUAUUGGUCUAGCCAUCCUGAACUUGCUAAUUUCCCCAUAUAUUAUGCUUCUCCACUUGCAAGAAGGUGUAUGGCUGUCUAUCAGACUUACAUCAAUGCCAUGAAUGGAAGGAUCCGCAAUCAGUUUGUCAGCUCAAAUCCCUUCAAUUUCAAACAUUUUUCUUCCCUGAAUAGUAUUGAGGAUUUUAUAGACAACAAACCAUGUGUGAUGGCAAGCCCAGGUAGUCUUCAAAGUGGUUUGUCAAGGCAACUGUUCGAUAAAUGGUGCUCUGACAAGAGAACUGCUUGUGUUAUACCUGCUUAGGGGAUUUCUAGCAAGGCAGUCCAUUUAUUUCUUCUUGAAUUAGUUUAGAGGUGUCAAAAUCGGCUCCAGACCCGCCCAUUUGUUGAACUCAGCUCCUCUUGACCCAGCCAUCUCAAGACAUCUAAAGUGUAAAAAUUGCAUGGGCGCCCUAUUUGGUUGCUCCCAUUUAACUUGUACCCAUUUCUUUUUAA
Messenger RNA from Nicotiana tabacum (common tobacco), 5290 nucleotides. RefSeq lists its product as uncharacterized. Lineage: Eukaryota; Viridiplantae; Streptophyta; Magnoliopsida; Solanales; Solanaceae. Gene Ontology annotation, biological process: regulation of DNA-templated transcription. The record is from RefSeq and is a predicted model, not a curated record. Gene Ontology annotation, molecular function: transcription coregulator activity. Gene Ontology annotation, cellular component: nucleus.